Messenger RNA from Botrytis sinoallii, 1295 nucleotides. RefSeq lists its product as uncharacterized. Gene Ontology annotation, cellular component: transcription factor TFIIK complex; cytoplasm; nucleus. The record is from RefSeq and is a predicted model, not a curated record. Bases 99 to 1295 code for a protein of 398 amino acids. The transcript has 2 exons. Gene Ontology annotation, biological process: positive regulation of transcription by RNA polymerase II; protein phosphorylation. Gene Ontology annotation, molecular function: ATP binding; cyclin-dependent protein serine/threonine kinase activity; RNA polymerase II CTD heptapeptide repeat kinase activity. Lineage: Eukaryota; Fungi; Ascomycota; Leotiomycetes; Helotiales; Sclerotiniaceae.
AGCUUAAUACCCGACAAACCGUCUAUAGAACAAAACGACACAAUUCCAAGACUCGGAAUAUGUUGCGCUAGGAUCGUCAAUUGCCGCCCCGAAUCAAUAUGGCAGUUUCACCUCUCAUUGUCCCAUCAGCGGGCUCUGGCGAGAGAAGUGCAAGCAGAUCGAAGCUCUCAAGCGCCGUCCCCAGUGGCAAUGGGACACCUUCUGAUGGUCCAGCUGCAAGCGCCGGCACAACUUAUGAUUUAGCAGAGCAGAUGAACGAAAAUGAGAGAUCUAAAUAUGUCAAGAAGCUUGGAGAGGGAACAUAUGCCAACGUUUAUCUGGGCCACCUGAGGACCGAUCCCAAGGUUCUCGUCGCUAUCAAAAAAAUUAAAAUACAAAAAGAAUACACAGAGGGAAUGGCACCCGAUGCCAUCCGCGAAUUGAAGCACCUCCAAGAAAUCUCCCACCCUAAUGUAAUAUCUCUCCUCUCAGUAUUCUCUUCUAAAGACCAAAACCUGAACCUCGUCCUCGAAUUCUUACCCCUCGGGGAUCUUGAAAUGUUGAUCAAAGACGUUGAUGGCGUACGGUACGGUGCGGCCGACAUAAAAGCUUGGAUGGGCAUGCUCAGUCGAGCCAUCUGGUUUUGUCACGAAAACUUCGUUCUACACCGGGAUAUCAAACCAAACAAUUUGCUGAUUGCCGCAGACGGAGAGGUCAAACUUGCAGAUUUUGGUUUGGCGAGAAAUUUCGCAGAUCCCCAGCGAACUAUGACAUCGAAUGUUAUCACACGUUGGUAUCGACCACCUGAGCUGUUGUUCGGCGCCAGGCAUUAUUCCGGCGCUGUGGAUAUCUGGUCAGUGGGACUUGUAUUUGCCGAAAUGCUUUUAAGAAUUCCAUUUCUAGGUGGUGAAACUGAGGUUCAUCAGGUCUCUCUAAUCUGUCAAGCUAUCGGUACACCAACUGAAGAUAAUUGGCCGGGAGUCACCAAAUUACCAGAAUACACAGUGCCCGACCCACCAAACCCAGUAGCUCCACGAGAAAACUAUCUGGGCAUGUUUGGAACAGCUGGGCCGGAGGGGGUAGAUUUGUUAAUGAACAUGUUGAUACUGGAUCCCAGUAAAAGAAUCACGGCGAGGCAGGUUUUAGAACAUCCUUGGUGGGCAUCAGAUCCUAAACCUACAAAAAAUCAAGAUCUUCCAAAGAAGAGAGGUGGCGAGGAAAAGAUGGGAGAGGAUCUGAAGAGGAGACCAGGACUAGUAGAUGAUGAUCGGACGAGUAAGGUAGCGAGGAAGUUGGAUUUUUCUUCUACGAGGUAA